AUGGAUCUCCGGGGCAUGCUGAACGAUAACGUCCCUUCCGCAGGGGCCCCGAGCAAACCGCCGCCGCCGCAACAACAUGCGCAGCAACCCGCGCCCCCGUCGACUCCGGUGCAGGCAAAUCCACAACAAGCUUUUCGCGACUACAGCCAGACUCAACCGUCUCCCGGACGGCACAUGUCCCACGACUAUGGCGCGCACCAUAUGUCGUCUGGCCCGUUCGCAUCCCCGCCCCCUUUUCAGGCCGCACCUCCGAAUUCCUACGCCAACCGGCCGCCGCCGCCGCAGCUCCAACAAAUCCCGUCGAACGAUCUCCGAUCGCCGAGUCUCGGCCCUGGACCGGUAGCCUCUCCAUACCGACAAACCCCAGCUGCCUCACUGGGCAGCGCCGGUGGCUAUCCCUUCCCGCCACAACAAAAUCCCACGAGCCCCGUGCAGCGACACCAGUACCCACCAAGCGCCGCAUACCACCGAGACAGCUAUCCCCAGCCCGUGACCGCCGUGGGUAUGACAGGCCCGCCGGCCGCCGGGCCGUACAUGCAAGGGUCUCACAUCCCCCAAACUCCACCGAUCGCGACCCCGGGCACAGGGCAUUCCUUUUUGCAUCGGGCUCAAUCAAUGCAGUCCACACCAACGCCAACCUCGGCCCACAGCCAAUCUGCACAGUACGGCGCGCCUUUCGCCCAGGGGAGUCCCGUGGCAGCACCGCGUCCUCUUCAACAAGCGGACCCCUACCAACGCCAAUCUUCACAACCACCGACCCCCGGGGGAACGGUCCCAUUGUCCGCUCGCCCAGUGCAAGUCGUCGGCGGUUACGGGCCGCCAAGCCCAUACCAACAGCGCUUGCCGGGGCCGGGAAUCCAUCCGACUUCACAAACGUCGCCGCCGCCGCCGCCUCCGCCCUCACUUCCCAGGCAUUCGAGCGUUCACAGCAUCCAGGACUCGCGUAGUCAGGAUUCAGCCCGGACGCAGCAACCCCAGAGCGACAGGGAGCGAAGCGUUAGCGUGAGUCCAAAAACACGAGUCCCCAGUUUGCCAAGCAGCUCUGGUCGCCCCGGCACCUCGGUUUCCGAACUCGAACCCUACUCCAACCAAAUCCCUUCCGCUCCAACGAUGGCAGAACGCGCCGCCACACCAGCCAAACGGAAACUCGACGACAGGGAACUACGACCAGACGAGCUAGAAAAACGAGAAACACGACCGCCUCCGUUUGAAGAACAAAACGGACGUCCGACCCACUCCGAUCCCGGCGCCCCGAUGCAACGCCCAAUCAUGGCGAUGAAGGCGAUGAAAAGAAGGGUGUCGCACCGGGCCGUCCCGAGGUGGGCAGAGUCGCUCAUGGAUCGGGCGCCGGCCCAUCCCAACCGCGUUCUUUAUCAACCGGUCCCGCAUUCUGGACCCCAGGUCAACGGCAAACCCGAUCGUCAACCAGACCAGCCGGCCCGACCCGAACGCUUGCAAAGUCGACAUACCUCGCCGGAAGAGAAACGCACGGCGGCGCCCACCACACCAGCCGCGAGCGUUCCGCCGGAUGCCGGAAACCAAUGGGGUCUACUGGGGCCAUGGGAAGCCAGCAUCACCAACUCAGUCCCGCAGGAGCAAUUCACUAAGCAAGUCGCCGACUUUUUAUUCCAAUACGUCAUCCUCAACGAAGACAUGGGUGAAAUCCAAAGCCGCGGCGUCAAGUUCGAGGUCGAAGCUAAACUCGGCAUGCUCAUCGACAAGAGCACUAAUCAGCGAGUGGAGCUCCCCGUGCAGUCCGAGUGCGUACUGAACGACAACGGCAACUGGCUCGGGUUCCGGUCUAGCAUGACCGAGAUCCAACACAGGUCCUUCAACGAAUUCCUCAAUUUCCUCGUGCAGCAGACACACCCGGCGAAUAAAGCUGCCAGCGCGGCGCUACCCCGGCCACGCCUGCCCAUUGAGUACCGCCACCGCCGCGAGGUCGACAAGUUCUUUGAGCUACCCGUCUCGGUCCGCGACCGCCUCCUGCCUGUGUGUGUUGCUAAACCCAUCGCCGCCAAGGGCCACGGCGUCAAGGUACGGGUCUCGUACGACCAGAAGACCAACAAGAUCCUCGACAAGAUCAUCAAGGCACGCAUUGCCGACCUGAGUAUCCACUUUCCCGACCUGCCUCUCGACUGCCGCAUCAGCAUCAACCUGGAGAUGGACUGGGACGGUUCGAUCGAGGACCUGGAGAAGAUGGCGGGCUCGACAGGGCGCCCGCCUAUCCCGGCGCGGAUGAAGGACCGGUUGAGCUACAAGCACGGGUGCUAUCAGGUCGAUCUGACCCAGGUUACUCAGAGUGUGGCGGGGGUUACCAAUACCCAACGCACGGAGAAAGAGCAUGAGCUCGAGGUAGAAAUCGACCCGACUCCCGUCAUUGAGCAGGGGCGCAGGGCUAUGGAGGGCCAGCCGCAUCAGUAUGUGGAGGUGGUGGACGGGCUGGUCAAUAAUAUCAGGAUAUUGGCGCGGAAGGCCAAGGAGUUUGCCGGGUAG
Messenger RNA from Chaetomium fimeti, 2496 nucleotides. RefSeq names its product CYTH-like domain-containing protein. Gene Ontology annotation, molecular function: polynucleotide 5'-phosphatase activity. NCBI's taxonomy places the organism in Eukaryota, Fungi, Ascomycota, Sordariomycetes, Sordariales, Chaetomiaceae. Bases 1 to 2496 code for a protein of 831 amino acids. Gene Ontology annotation, biological process: polynucleotide 5' dephosphorylation; 7-methylguanosine mRNA capping. Gene Ontology annotation, cellular component: mRNA capping enzyme complex. The record is from RefSeq and is a predicted model, not a curated record. The transcript is spliced from 2 exons.